This is a messenger RNA of Chara braunii, 2295 nucleotides long. The record is from the annotation of a GenBank genome assembly. NCBI's taxonomy places the organism in Eukaryota, Viridiplantae, Streptophyta, Charophyceae, Charales, Characeae.
GUUCAAACUUCAAAGUAAUUAUUUGAUACAUGUUCAUUGCGAGAGCAAAGGAUUGAAUGUUUGACAUUCCCAACUUGAAGAAACCUCGCGAGAAGUGACGGGCGGCCAGAGAAGCAGUAGCAGUUUGAAUAUUUGGUACUACCACCAAGAUCUGCACCGCGGGGACCCGCUUCACCUAGGCUCACUCUGCAGUCUUCACAGCAGCUACCUUGCCCUCCUGCUCGGCAACGGUGGUUGUGUUCUUGCCAAGUUGUUUCAUCUCCUUUAUUGAAAACAAACUAAUGAAAUUUUAAUAUUCAGUAAGGAAUACUAAGGAUCAUAUUAGAUCAUUAGAAGUAUGGCUGGGUGUUUAGGCUUACAGCUUCCCACACUAUGCUCAUCGUUUGCGAUACACUGUCAAUCGCAUGCACCCUGCGCUAAUGUGCUUCUCUUCGGAGACAGCCAUGGCUCCUCCUCUGGCCUGUGCGCCGCAGGUGACCUUGUGAAGUCGGCAACAUCACAUCCGUGCACUAACAGAAUUGCAGCACCACAGAGAUGCCUUCUUGGCAUCUUGCGCACUAAGAUGGGUCCCCGGCAUCACAGCGAAGACCGGCCUGUGUGCGCUGGUACAUCCCUGCUCUUCGCACAGAAAAUGAUUCACCAGCAAGGGGUCUUCGCUCAUCCUCCGCUGUCGAGCAUACCUCCAUCGACCCGCGACAGGAUAAAGCUAGUUCAUGCCACCAUGGAAGUGCCUCUCUGUAGCAUCACAGACACAGAGAGCGUCUCGUUGUCGGCAGCUCGGGGCGGUGUUGUCGAUUCAUAUUUCGGCUUCUCAUUGCGCUCUGCAGGAGGCAGCAAAGUGGGUUUCGCAGAUGCUCUCUGCAGACCUGCUGGGUCUACGAGACUGAGGAGAAACUACUCUUUUCUAUUGUCGACACGACAACCAUUGUGUUCUGGUCAUGUCGUCUCGGCAAGAUCUGGGGUACUGGGGUGCGAUGAAGUCCUAUCACCUGGCAAGAGAGGAGUUUGUCAGGGUUUUCUGAUGCCAGGCGCAGUUGAUAGACUUGCGGUUGGUAGGAAUAGGACCGGUUUUCUGUCCAGGAGGUUAGCAGAUAUCGACGAUGGGGAUGUCAAUCGAAGAGACUUUGCGGCGUGCACCAGCUACCGAACAAGUGUGAUCGCCAGAAUGGCAACGAGUGUUACAGAGAGAGUUGUUUUCCCCGACUUCCUUCCUCCCGAAGUUGAGGACAUCGAAGAGGAGAUGGCGAGGGACAUGGCCAUGAGAAUUGAGAAGCUUCCUGUCCAAGGGAGUUUCUGCGACAUUGCGAUUCCCUCCAGCUUUGUCGGACCCUUAUCCUCCUCCAAUGACCAAACUACUUCAUCGCCCAUGCCGAUCGUCUUGCUCCACGGAUUUGACAGCUCUUGUCUCGAAUUCCGGAGACUUCAUAUGCGCCUGUGCCGUGGAGGUGCAGAAGCAUGGGCAGUGGAUAUCCUGGGGUGGGGGUUUUCGGACACGGUCAACAAAGGCGUAAAGCAGUUUGGACCGGCGGAAAAGACGGAACACCUAUUUGAGUUCUGGAGGCAACAUAUUAGGAAACCCAUGUUAGUGGUGGGCGCAAGCCUUGGCGGUACCCUCGCAUUGGAAUUAGCACUGACACAUCCUGAGGCGGUUGCGCAGAUUGCACUUAUCGAUGCCCAGGGCUUUGCUGAAGGAACCGGCAACUUGGCGAAACUACCCGACUUCCUCGCUUACGCAGGUGUUGCAGUUCUGAAAAGCCAGUUGCUGAGGGAGUUGGCAAAUAGGAUGACUUACCACGAUGUGAAAACUUAUGCCACUGCAGAUGCGGUUAGAGUAGGACGGCUCAGCUGCCUGAUGCCGGGCUGGGCGCAGGCACAGGUGAGCUUCAUCAAGAGCGGCGGAUUCAAUGUAGCUCGCAGGAUCCCGGAGGUCAGGCAAAAGACGUUAAUCAUCUGGGGCGAGGAGGACAAAAUAAUCCCACCGUCGACAGCUCAGGUGUUUGUUGAUCUGCUUCCUUGUUCGUCGCUCACAUGGAUUCCAGAGUGCGGUCACGUACCACACCUUGAGAAGCCUGCAAUGGUUGCAGAGAGACUACUUGCAUUUGUCAACGAGUAAGGUGUGCUGAAGUUCUUGCUUCGGGUUACACUCUUUUUGGGGUUUAAAAAGCUACCUCUUGUGGUUUUGCAUUGCUUUUCGCGGUCUUUUGUAAAAAAUUUCUACCGCUGAUUGCAUGUGGUCCUCAUUAGGUCUAUUUGACUCUUAUCUUUUGCGGGAGGGAACAAAGCAAAUGCCCGCUU